GAGCGGAGCCGGGCAAUGACUUCAGCAGACAUUACUGAGGAUGCGCAGAGCGCCCGCGCAUGCUCAGUGAGAGCCGGGUGCUGCGCGUGGGGCGGGAGGAUGGGGCCGGUGCGCGUGCUGGAGCUGUACAGCGGCAUCGGGGGGAUGCACCAGGCGCUGACAGAAAGCUGUAUAUCCGCAGAAGUUGUUGCUGCUGUUGAUGUGAACACUGUUGCUAAUGAAGUGUACAAACACAACUUUCCCAGCACGCCAUUGUGGGCAAAGACAAUUGAGGGCAUAACACUGGCGGAGUUAACCAGAUUAUCUUUUGAUAUGAUUUUGAUGAGUCCUCCAUGUCCGCCAUUUACAAGAAUUGGCCUGCAAGGUGAUGUAUCUGAUCCAAGGACAAACAGUUUUCUUUACAUCCUUGAUAUUCUCCCAAGGCUCCAGAGGCUGCCAAAAUAUAUACUUUUAGAAAAUGUGAAAGGAUUUGAAACGUCUUCUGCCAGAGACAAACUUGUAGAAACACUAAAGAAGUGUGGAUUUAAAUACCAAGAAUUUCUCUUGUCUCCAACAUACCUUGGCAUUCCCAAUUCUAGACUGCGAUAUUUUCUGAUUGCAAAGCUUCAGUCAGAGUUACUUUCCUUUCAAGCUCCUGGUCAGAUAUUGGAAAAUUUCCCAGAUCAGGAGCCAAAAGCUUUAGUGAAGCACAGAGUCGCUGCAGGCUUGGAAAAAGAGAGCUCCUUCACAUCACCCGAAGAGGAGCACAUUGAGCCAAACUCUGGUUCUGAUGGUGGCAGCGGACAGUGUUCGCAGAAGGAAGCAUUCAUUUUUAAACUUGAAACAGCAAAAGAAAUGGAAAGAAAGCGGAACCAGGACAGUGACUCUAUUCAAAUGCUAAAAGACUUCCUUGAAGAGGAUGGAGAAGAAAUGAGUCAGUACUUCUUGCCACCAAAGGCCUUACUGCGCUAUGCUUUCCUGUUAGACAUUGUAACACCCAGCUGCAGGAGAUCCACUUGCUUCACAAAAGGGUAUGGUCACUAUGUAGAAGGAACAGGCUCAGUGCUGAAGACAGCAGAGGAUGUGCAGCUAGAAUCAGUGUUUAAAUCCAUUGAGAUACUAUCAGAAGAAGAGAAGCUUAUGAAAUUGUCAACACUAAAACUAAGAUAUUUUACUCCUAGAGAAAUAGAAAAUCUCCAUGGAUUUCCUCCAGAAUUUGGCUUUCCUGACAAGAUAACAAUGAAGCAACGCUACCGUCUCCUGGGAAAUAGUCUCAAUGUACAUGUAGUGGCUAAACUGAUCUCACUUCUGACUGGAUGAUUUUGAAUCCAAACUUGAUGAGUACUCUCUGGUAUAGGUCCUGCUAACUUAGAAUAUACUUUCCUUCUUUGAGAAACUUAGUAAAAAACUGUAGUAGUUUCACAAAAAUCAUCACUAACAUUUAAAUGUCCAUGCAAAGUAUCUAUCUGGAAUAGAUUUAUUCUGCUGAACAACUAGUAUAUCUUGAAUACCUUUUGUUUAUGGAGGAUCUGAACUGUUGGAGCAAACACUUACGCUAUUAAAAUGAAAGUUGCCAAUACUUGUACUAUUUAAAUUUUAUUUCUAGCUUGUUAAAUACGAACUGCAGCAUUUGCCAAUGAAAACAGGUAAAACUGUCACUUCAUCUUAAAACAAGUUUGUCUAGAAGCUGUCGUUUAGAAUAAAAAAAUAUGUGACGGGCAGUUAUUUUAAUAAAGUUCAGAUAAUGCGUUCUACGUGUUGAAUAUCUUUAGCUGUAAAUAUUAGCUUGUUCUAUUCUUAAAAGAAAAAGCUAUUGUGAAUAUCUUCUGACAAUUUAUUAUAAUUUUGUUUUUACAACAAAUGUAACUUUUGUAAAACUAAGUUCAGUAUUUUUAUAUAUAAUAGUUUUUAAAGAAACAUGAUGCCAAAUCUAACAUAAGUAUCCAUCUAAUCUUUCUAGGUACUUAUGACUCCAGCUCACAAUCAUGGCUGAGCCUGGUGUGACUUGUUUAAUGGUAACCUAAGAAAAAUUACAAUCCUGACACUGCCCUCACUGAUCAUGUGCUACCUUUUCUCCCUGCUGUCUCUACCAUACCUUGGCCUGAGCCCCCUGCAACAUAUCCUCAGUCCAGAAACAGCUUGGAAAACUCCAUGGCGGCGUGGCCCAUGCAGUCACGCUCCAUAAGUGGUUGGGCAGGGCAGUUUAGCCGCAUGCAGUCCUCCGUCUUGACCUCCUCCCCUGCGGAUGCAUCCACCCCCAGCAGCAACUGCAUGGAAAAAGGGUAAAGAAGGGAAAGUGAGUGGGGGGCAGGGGACAUGCCGUUGCAGGUAGGGAGUUUCUGUCGUUAGCUUGAUUUCAUUGUUUGCACUUUUUCAGGCACUUUUGGUUUUGGAAAGGUUCUGUCGUGACUGGUGCUUUGGUGUGGUAAUGGCAGCAGGCCUGCCUGGCAAUGAGUGAAUGUUGUAUUGUUUUAAUACAAGCUAUAAAUAAAGCUUUUUAUGUCAUCA
Dermochelys coriacea (leatherback sea turtle) is the source of this 2487-nucleotide messenger RNA. It is a transcript of the gene TRDMT1, whose product is annotated as tRNA aspartic acid methyltransferase 1. Lineage: Eukaryota; Metazoa; Chordata; Testudines; Dermochelyidae. Gene Ontology annotation, molecular function: methyltransferase activity. The record is from RefSeq and is a predicted model, not a curated record.